Messenger RNA from Topomyia yanbarensis, 574 nucleotides. It is a transcript of the gene lin-52, whose product is annotated as protein lin-52 homolog. NCBI's taxonomy places the organism in Eukaryota, Metazoa, Arthropoda, Insecta, Diptera, Culicidae. The coding region runs from base 83 to 502 and encodes 139 amino acids. Gene Ontology annotation, cellular component: DRM complex. The record is from RefSeq and is a predicted model, not a curated record. Gene Ontology annotation, biological process: regulation of DNA-templated transcription. The transcript is spliced from 4 exons.
UCAAUAUUGAGGUUAGAACUGGAUCGAAUUGGCUACGCGAUUGUCUUCUCUUCUCUUAGGGUUUACUGUGCAUACUGUAGCAAUGGUGGAUUCAGAUGGGAAAACUUCGCCUGUAAAAAUAAAAGAAGGUAAAGUACAGUAUACACACGAGCGGAGGGGUUCGAUUUCUUCACCAUCGCUUAGCUGGUUUACUAAACUUGACGGCGAGCCAAAUCUGAUGAGUUUAGAAAAAGUAGAUCGCGAUUCUUCGGAGAUAUGGCCAGAAAAAGUCCAUGGAUUUGAUACACCAAAUCUCAAUUUCUCUCCUCCGCCAUGGACCAAAGGACUGACACAGGAUGAUAUAAAUUCCAUGUAUCAACUGGGUGCCUUGUCGACAAACGGUAUCAUAGCUGAAGUUAAGAAACUAUACGAUCAAUCCUAUCAGCUCGGAGUUCAAGAAGCGAAGGAAAUGACGCGCGGUAAAUAUUUGAAUAUAUUUACUAGCAGCCGUAAAAAAAUAUAGCCAUAGGAAGUUUUCAUUACACGUCAAGAACUAGUAAGAUUUCGAAUAAAUUUUCUCUGGCCAUUCAAAAAA